AUGGUGAUUUGCCGCACGUCUGGUUGGCAGGUGAAGCGCGGGUCUCCAAACUACAUGGCCCCCGAGCUUUUCCAGCAGGGUGCAACGUACUCCAUGGCAUCAGACAUGUAUUCCCUGGGAUGCGUCCUGUACGAAAUGGCGACAGGCAGGCCCCCUUUCCUGCACACCUCGUUCCACGAGCUGCUGCUCAUGGUAUUGCACGAGGCGCCGGGACCGAUGCCGGGGUGCUCCGCUUCCUUCGUUGAGCUGGUGCAUGGACUGCUUGACAAGAAUCCGGCGACGCGGCUUUCGUGGAAGGACAUGGUGACCCACCCCUUCUUUCAUUUUAGAAUGACCCCAGUCGACAUGCCUCCGGAGCCCGUCUUUGAUGAAUACGUGAAGCGCCACAAGCUGAGGCCGCAGACCCCGUCAUCCAUGGAAACGGAGGAGGCACAGGAGCGUGCCGCGAGCCUUCGCUCCAGCGUGAACGUGCAGAGGCUGUCGCUCAUAGUCAUAAAAAACAUAGAGAACGAAGGGGAUGAGUCAGAUUACCAGGGGGCUACGGAGGUGGAGGCGAACGACGUUCUCCUGUCCCACGCAGAUGCCGAACUGGACUUUGAAGAAAGGCGAGACGAAGGUGUGUCGAGCAGUGCAGACGAAGAGACCACAUCGCCUUCCCCGAGGGAUGAGAUGGCGACGCCGGUGGAGGCGAAGGCCGGCAACCUGGGCCGUGUUGGCAUGUUGGAGGGCGUCGACCCGGACAUAAUUCGAUCAAAACAGAGCCUGAAAGGGACGAGAUCCAGCGCGUCUUCCCGCCUCGGCGGCGUCCUGUCCGUGAGCGCCGGCAACCGGGUAGACGGCCGAGCCGGCACCUCCAACGGCCACCGGCACAACGGUGAAGAGCUUUCGGGCGGCGUCCAAGCGUGUCCCGACGCAUUGGCCAGGCGGCCCGAAUUGGAGGAUUUGAUCUGGCACCCAACGGACGCAGCCGUCAAGCCCAUCGUCGCCAAUCGCCGGAUCGAGCGUCUCAUGGAGCCUAAAUACGACGACCGAUUGCUGCCAUUCCUUCCGAAAACUGCGAAGAGCCUGGCGGAAGCUCCAAAGGAAGAGGUGCAUGCCUUCCUCAGCGACUUGGAGUCCGCGCUGAAGGGCACCGCCCUGACACGGGACAAGCUGAAUGUGCUAUCCUACCUGGAGACCAUGUGCCCCAACACCGUCGUCGCCAACGUGCUCAUCAACUCAGGCCUCAUCGUCACGAUGAUGGACAUGAUUCGCGACACCCGCAACGCGGCGCUGAAGAUAAGGCUGCUGACGGUGGUUGGCAUGUUUGUCCGGCACGCAACGUACAUUGCUGAUGCGGUGGCCGCGACGCCAAUACUCGACAUACUGACGGAGGCUCUGAGGGACAAGAACGACAAGGUGCGGCGGCGAUCCAUGGCGGCCCUGGGCGAACUGCUGUUCUACAUUGCGACACAGAGCGGCGAGCGGGAUUCCGAUGUGUUCGCCUGGGUGGUGCCUCCCACCACCACGGCCCUCGUCUCCCGGCUGCUCAAGGCCGGCGAGGACCAAGUGACUCAGCACUACGCUGUGAAGGCACUUGAGAAUGUGGCUAGUCAGGGCGGAAGGUGGGGUGCUCGCUUCGCAACGCAGGACGUCAUCCACCACCUGGCGCAACUGUUCACAGCCGUGCGCAAAGAUCACUCCAAGUCCACCAGCAUCGACCACAUGCGAACGACGUGCCUGUCCACCAUAUCCCGCCUCCUCAGGAACAACCGCCAGCUCGUGCCGGCGUUCGUGGAAAAGUACGGCCUGCGGCUGGUGGCGCCUUGCAUUGUCGAGACCGGCAACAUUAAGGUUCAGACCGUGGCGGUGAACAUUUUGAAUCUGGCGCUCUGUCAACAGGAGUUGAGUUCCCGCACACGGUCGUGGCUCACAGAGGAAAAGAAUCUCGUCAGGAUUUUGGUGGGUCUGCUGGACCAUCCAGUGCAGGUGAGGUGA
Molecule: messenger RNA, 1977 nt
Organism: Ostreobium quekettii
Lineage: Eukaryota; Viridiplantae; Chlorophyta; Ulvophyceae; Bryopsidales; Ostreobiaceae
Source: the annotation of a GenBank genome assembly